This is a messenger RNA of Dermatophagoides pteronyssinus (European house dust mite), 454 nucleotides long. RefSeq lists its product as uncharacterized. The record is from RefSeq and is a predicted model, not a curated record. Gene Ontology annotation, molecular function: ligand-gated monoatomic ion channel activity. Lineage: Eukaryota; Metazoa; Arthropoda; Arachnida; Sarcoptiformes; Pyroglyphidae. Gene Ontology annotation, cellular component: membrane.
AAUGAGAUUAAAUUUACAACAACAAAUUAUUCGUAUUGGUUUUUUUGCGGAUCCACCUUAUACAUCGACACAAGGUUUAUCCGAACCAAUUGGUUUUGAACCGGAAAUUAUCAAUACAAUGGCCAAAUAUUUCAAUUUCACUAUUCAAUAUAUACCUUGUGCAAAUACACAUGAAAUGUUUCGAAUGUUGAACGAAAAUAAAACUGAUUUUAAUAUCGGUGGUAUUGUUAUGACUGAUUAUAGAUAUUUACGAAUGCAUUUUUUCUUUACACAUUGGAUUGAUUAUAUUACAUUUGGUACACGGUGGCCGGAAAAAAAUCAUGUUACAUAUGAUCUUUUAUUGAAACCAUUUUCAUAUCAAAUUUGGUUUCUAUUAAUCAUCAUAUUCAUUAUGUUUAUUAUUUUAAAUCAAUUUAAAACUAGUUUAUUAAAACCAAUACAAAUACAUGGACGA